AUGUCUACCCAGGGUGUAAAUACUCCCACUCACCGGCACCCCCGCCGACGGGUGCUUUUAUCCUCUUGCCCGUCUCUUCCAACUUCUUCCAACUCUCUCGACUCCGGAACGCAGUCGAGCCCACGCCUGCGGAAAGGCGAAACGUUCCACCCGUCCAAGAGACCACCGACCAGCCGUGAUCCAUUGAUGAGCUUUCCACUCCUGCCUCGUCGGUCUCCCACUUGUCCCGAAGCCUUGGAAGCCAUUGCAGCGGGUCAACAGCGCAUGGCGAAUAUCCUCGACAACCUGGAGCUCGACACCUUCCGUUCCGACUCCCCGGACAAUGCUGAUGACUUUUCGCCUGCUCCCCGCCGAAUCCGGAGGACCCCCGCCAGACUGCAGACAACCGAAGAGUCGGACGGAGAGUCAGAACAUAGUCGACCUAUGUUGCAGAAAGAGUCUCCGGCAAAGGUUCGAAGAGUGAACUGCCACGCUUCCGACAGUGGCUUGGGUACUUCAAUCUGUAGCGCUGAAACCAUGCCUUCCAAGAAUAUUAUGGCCACCGCUGGGCCACUGUCACAGGAAAAACCCAGCACCACUACACACAAGUUGAGUAACAAUGCGCGCUUGGCAAUUGAAGGUCGUGUCCUCUUCCCCUUGCUCAAGGAGGAGAAAUUCCGUCCUUACCACACAUUGGUCCGGCGAGCCCACGAGCGCAUUGAAAAAGAGCAGAUUGUUUGCUUGCGUGACCUUGAAAAGACACUGCUCAUGUCGGCUCCUGAUGUGAAGGCUCGUAUCAGGACCUAUUUCGAAUUCUGUCAGGUUACGAUUUCCUGUCUAUUCGGCACAGUCCCUCAUCUUAACGACCGGGACCUGCGUAUGCCAACUGAUCGCCCAUACACCAAUGGCUACUUCCUUGAUCUUGUCUCGCAAAUCAACAGAUUCAAAUCUAUGCGCGAGUCGGCUCGUGGCAUCCAGCUUCGUGCCGAGGCACAUAAACAGGGAGAGAAAGCCGAUGGUAUCUUGUACGUUGUGCCCCCUUGGCAUGGCAAGAGUCUGGAUUCUAAUUUUGACAGUGAGCUUCGCCUGACUUUGGAGGGUGGCUACGCCAAGACGGGACGCCCUGCUGAACUGGUGGCUCAUAAGGACGGAGAGUCUAUCUCCAUGCGGACCGGUGAAGCGUACAAUGAGAACGCUAGUGUCUGUAUGAAGCGGAAGGCUGAGGAUGGAGUUGUGCGAUCCAUGGCACGCCGCAAGAAGAAUGCUCCUCCGAUGGAUAUCAAUAAGAAGUGCGAGUUCUGUGACAAGGUGUUCCAGAGGCCUUGCGAUCUUACAAAACACGAGAAGACUCAUUCACGACCAUUUAAAUGUGCUGAGCCCACUUGCAAAUAUCAUGAACUGGGUUUCCCAACUGAAAAGGAGACUGAGCGCCACUACAACGACAAGCAUUGCAACACACCCGUGAUGUAUAAGUGCUUGUUCCCUAAUUGCUCCUACCAGUCCAAGCGACAGAGCAACUGCAAGCAGCACAUGGAGAAGACUCACAAGUGGAAGUAUGUGCGGUCCAAGAACAACGGCCGCAUCGCCAAACGAACCACGCCUCAGCGAGGAUCAUCUCGGGCAUCUUCGCAGACCCAUGAGAUCGGAACCCCGAUUAACAAGCAAGUUCCCGAGCUCUCUACGCCCACUACGGGUGGAAUCUCCUCUCCUGGUGAACAUUUGGAACAUUUGGUUACGCAUCCCCAGGAUAUGUCCCUUUCGUUCGCCGGUCCUCUUCCAACGAAGACGGAUGAUUUCCAGCUCUUUUCCAAUGGCAGCUCCAUGGGUGGAUCUCCUUGUGAGUACAACGACUUCCGAACUCUCCCGUCGACUUCCACCAGCUUCGAUAUGGGACCUCAGAUGGGGGGGGUUGCAACUCCCAACUCUGGCUCCGCAGAGUUCCUCACGCCGGCCACCGGAACGACGCACUCGCCAUACGAGCCGGUCAGCACUUACCCCGAGAAUUCGAUGUUCUCGUUUGCCGACCCAUUCGCGCAGAUCAAACCUGACGACAGCCUUUUGUUCAUGAACAGUGGGUUCGGCGAGCUUCCCAGUAUGUUUGACGAUCCCCUGGCUUGUCUUCCUGAGCCUGCGUACGAGCCAGGUCCGAUCGAUUUCGACGGACUGCCGAAACUCGACGGGGACGCCAACAUUUUGUGCAAUAUGGAUCCGUGGGAGGAUUUCUUCAACCGGAACGACCACGGUGCCAUGUAA
Messenger RNA from Aspergillus tanneri, 2232 nucleotides. It is a transcript of the gene ace1, whose product is annotated as putative C2H2 transcription factor (Ace1). Gene Ontology annotation, cellular component: nucleus. The transcript is spliced from 4 exons. The record is from RefSeq and is a predicted model, not a curated record. NCBI's taxonomy places the organism in Eukaryota, Fungi, Ascomycota, Eurotiomycetes, Eurotiales, Aspergillaceae. Gene Ontology annotation, biological process: regulation of transcription by RNA polymerase II. The coding region runs from base 1 to 2232 and encodes 743 amino acids.